Messenger RNA from Didymodactylos carnosus, 514 nucleotides. The record is from the annotation of a GenBank genome assembly. Lineage: Eukaryota; Metazoa; Rotifera; Eurotatoria; Philodinida; Philodinidae.
AUGAAUGAGGUACAUUUGAUCAAAGUUGCUGAAAAAGUUGGAGCUAGUGAAGCAGCAUUAUUGAAUGUAUUAAAUAUUUCAGCAUUCAGUUAUGGUUUAAUUAUUCGUCAAGGUAAGGUGUCAGCUCAUUUAGUUAUGGAUGGAUUUAAGCGUCUAUUAGCAUUAGCUGCUGAUACCGAUAUCGAAUUUGAGCAAGCUAAAACACUCUCAUUGAAUGCUGAUCGUUCACUGAAUGAAUGGCCCGAACAAUCGCGACGUAUUAUUAAAAUGAGUAUAUUAAUGGAAAGUGUAUUAAUAACAACAAUAUUAUUGGGAAGUUUUUUACCGAAUGCAAUAUUAUCUCGUGAACACAAACAUCAAAAUAUUACUUACAACCGUAAGUUAGAUAAGGGUGAUUCUUUCGAGAGUGUACCACAUUUACAUCGACUUUAUCCGGAUUGUUCGAGAGUAACAGGACUAGUACAACUUGAGCUCCUGAUGACGAAUAUCACGUUUAAAAGAUUCUAAAACAACG